This is a messenger RNA of Uncinocarpus reesii 1704, 3288 nucleotides long. RefSeq lists its product as uncharacterized. Gene Ontology annotation, biological process: DNA-templated transcription; regulation of DNA-templated transcription. Lineage: Eukaryota; Fungi; Ascomycota; Eurotiomycetes; Onygenales; Onygenaceae. The coding region runs from base 1 to 3288 and encodes 1095 amino acids. The record is from RefSeq and is a predicted model, not a curated record. The transcript has 8 exons. Gene Ontology annotation, molecular function: DNA-binding transcription factor activity, RNA polymerase II-specific; DNA binding; zinc ion binding.
AUGAGCUACCCCGAUGGUUCCCCUCCCCAUGCUGCGGAGGGCCUGCUGCUAGGCGGGACGACGGCCAAUUCCGUGUCUGGAAUACCCACAGAAAUCGAUGCUUCCCCUCCACAUUCAGCCCCGUCGUCGAACCUCUCCGUCGCCAAACCACCCCCCCGCCGGAAACACUACACCAUCGGUGGCGGCAAGCAGAUCACACGGACCCGCGUCAGCUACUCGUGUCAUACCUGCCGCAGGCGUAAGGUCAAGUGCGACAAGACACAUCCCGUCUGCGGAAACUGUCUGAAAAAUGGUUCAGAGUGCAUUUACGAUUCGAGAUCGUUAUUGCAUCAGAACCGCCCGUCUCACGAGCCCCAGAAUCGAGUGAAACGUCGCCGAGAAGCGCCCACAUCCAGCGAGGCAUCCCUGGCAGACAUCCUCUCCCCAUACACCGGACUUCAGGGCUCCCAUGGCAAGGGAGACCAGAAAUCGGGAUCCGAAGAGAUUGCAGUGCGACUUGAUCGACUGACGUGCAUGAUUGAACGGCUGAGUCGGACCAAUGGUUCCCUUACCCCGCAGGAAAGUGAGCCUCUAUUUCAGGGCGUGCGAUCACUGUAUGAAGCGUCAGAGCAGGCAUCGCCCGAGGUUCGCCAAUUUCAAAGGAUACCAUCGAGCACAUCGUCUCGGUCACUAUCACGGCAGUCCAGUCCCAGGCGGCCCGCAGAAAAUGGCAGCAAUGAGGAUUUCCCUAUUCCUGCCGGCUUGUCGACUGACCUAGUGGAUCCCGUCGGUGCAUUGAACUUGGGCCACUUAAGUUUAGAGGAUGGAGGCAAAUCUCGUUAUGUUGGCACUACGUACUGGGCGUACAUAUCCGACGAGAUAAACGAACUGAAUCAAUUACUACGUGAUCAAAGUAGAACGCAGCAGCAACCGUUGGCAUCCCCCGAGUCACUUCACGACAUAGGAAGCGAUCAUACCCCGCCAUUAUCUGCACACUAUGAUGCUGAGAGUGGCCACAGAAGGAUGCGCUCCAAGGACGAGCCCCGAGAAUUAUUCUCAAGAGAUGAUUCACCUCUCUCCUCCGACCGACCUAUCGAAACUGAUAUGCUGGAGCAUGUGCCAACUAGGUGGCAAAGCAACAUUCUGUACAAGGGAUUCAUGUCCGGCAUCCAUGCCAUCAGCCCGGUUGUCCACCCUCCAACUGUUUUGGCUCUAUACCAAGCUUUCUGGGAAUGGUACGGAAACCGCGGUCUGACCAGAAAUUCAUUCCCUGACCCUUCCUUUAUCCCACUUCUGUAUGCAAUUUGGUACGGCGGUUCAGUGACCAUUUCUCUCCGGACAAUACACUCCGAGUUUGACGUCGAAAACCGUGCGGACUUGUCGGAACGCUUCCAUGAUGAAGUUACCCGAUGGUUAAAGAAAGUUUCCUUUCCCAGAAGCUCGACCCUUCAUGGAUUGGCAGCAUUCUUGCUUGUCCAGACUAUCCUCUCCAAGGAAGAGGAGCCUCUAACGAGUAGUUUGUUCAUAAGCUUAGCUCUACGCGUCGCCCAGACCAUGGGUCUUCACCGGGAUCCGGCCCAAUUUGGCAUUCCGCCCUGUGAAGCAGAAAACCGACGGAGGUUAUGGUGGCACAUUGUCCAUAUGGAUGGCGUUGUUGCUAUGUCCAGUGGAUUGCCGCCUUUGGUCAGCGAUGAGAAUUAUUGGGAUGUACGCAUCACCAGCGACGUCAAGGAUACUUUGCUCGGCACCCCGGAAGCAGUCGAGUACGAGCGCGCGGUCAAUGAGAGUCGCAGAAAGCCCGAUCGGCCAAACAAUCCCGAUAUAUGCGGAAACUCACUUGUGAAUGUCUACUACAUCUGUGCGAAAGGGAAGUACGUCAUGGCACGUGCUAUUCGUAAGGUCCUUAGAAUCCAACUUGGCACGAAGCCUGUCACUCGCCAGGACAUGGAGGAUUUACGAUCCAUCCUGAUGGACCUUCAAGCAAAGCUUCAUGCCCUUGUCGACAGAAUACCUAUUCCGAAAACCGAUGCUAGCAGGACAAGUUUGGCAUAUUCAACGUCGCCAAUUGGCUCCACGUCCAUCAAACCGGAUUUGCCCAACGGCGGGCCUGGGUGCCAUGAACAAUACCAUACUUCAGUCUUGGCCGCUUUUCAUAAUGCUCUUCGCCACUGCCACGGGUUUAUGGAGAAAUUCAUAUCGCUUGCCACUGAUCCUGACUUUCAACCGUUCCAAUGGAGCUGGCCCGGAAAUCAUCAGCCUAUGCAUGCAACGAUGAUAAUGCUUAUCGACCUUUAUGAGCGCCCAAAUACCCCAGAGGCACCAAUUUCGCGCGCGUUCAUUGAUAAAAUAUUCUCUCUAUCCGGGCCCGACGGUGGUGUUGUUGGAGGCGAAGAUGGAAUCUCCACCGCAAGACCACUAAAAGAUGGCGGCCGUGAAGCGUGGGAUAUGAUGCGUCGACUUCGUGAAAAGGCCUGGCAAAAGGCAGGCCUCAAUCCCAAAGUAUUCUGGACCGAGCAAGCUCAAGUUCAGGCUGGUGUUUCACGGGAUUUCACCGCAACGACCUUUUCAACACAGCCGCGGCCUGUUUCAUCUGGCACCAAAGAACAGACCUCAUCGCCUACCAACUUCGCUGAUAGUUACUACGCAAUGAUCAAUCACUCGUACGAAAAUCAUCAACCCUUACAGAGGCUAUCCAUGGAAAGGGAUAGGCCAAGGGAGUCGUUAAAUAUUGGAACCUCUCGAGGUGACAAUGCCCCGCAACAAGUACCUGCUCUUUGGCCGACAACUGGACCCGGACCGAAUGCGACUCCCCAACUAUCCGCGGAUGCACCCUUGUGGCCUUCAGCGCAACCACUAUCUGAGCCAACUGCUUUCAACCCGGGGUACGGCGAGCUCCAAGCUGGUGGAUCUGGUGAGAAGGUCGGAUUUUCUGACUCUCCAAAUGAUCACAGCCACCACCAUCACAGCACCCACCAGGUCCAAAAGCUGUCUUCUGCUGAUAGUCAAAAUGCCCAUCGUCCUCGCCCCAAUCAGGCCAUGGGACCACUUUUCGCACCGGGCGUUGCCGGACAAAUAGGAAAUCAACCCUUCGAUCCGAACGUCAAUUUUGACUGGGACCAAUGGGAUGCAGUCUUUGGACAGUAUCUACCCGUGGUAGAUGGUUUCAUGGACCUUGAUGUUGAGGACAAUAGGGCCCAGAGGCAUGGCGAAGUGCCGUUGAGUCGUUUACCCGUGAUGAGCGGGGAGCCAGGCCUGGAAGGCUGCACUCAAUCUGGAGGAGAUAUGAGAAACUGGGCAGAUUUCGGAUGA